Arabidopsis lyrata subsp. lyrata is the source of this 1699-nucleotide messenger RNA. RefSeq names its product protein SOMBRERO. The record is from RefSeq and is a predicted model, not a curated record. The coding region runs from base 442 to 1560 and encodes 372 amino acids. Gene Ontology annotation, biological process: regulation of DNA-templated transcription. The transcript is spliced from 4 exons. NCBI's taxonomy places the organism in Eukaryota, Viridiplantae, Streptophyta, Magnoliopsida, Brassicales, Brassicaceae. Gene Ontology annotation, molecular function: DNA binding.
AUAUAUAGUCUAGAUAGGAAUGAUGAUCGUCUUUAGCUGAUGUAUACCAAUAUGAAUAUGUGACAAGAAAAAUUAUUUAAUGGAAACUGCCUAUACAUAUUAAAGUAAUUCUCAUAUAUUUCUGUGACCAGCUUUGGUUUAUUAAAUUUAAUACAAAAUAAUAGUGGCACUGAUCCAUAGAAGCCAAGCUUCUCUAUCUUUCUCUUUCCUCACUUUCUUUCUAUCUCAAAGAAGAAGAAAGAGAGAGAGAUACAAACCCUAAACAUCGUGCCCUUGAAGCUAAGAUAUCUUCAGUUUUGUAGAAAUUCAUUUUGCUUACUUCAUUGCGCUCUCUCUUUCAUUGUCUUCUACCUCUUGCCUCUAACAGAAGCAAUACUUUCCGGCCUCCAAGGGCAAAGGUCGAAAAAAGCAUCAAAGUUUGCUUAAAGAAGAGUACGGAUAAUGGAGAUAGGGUCGUCAUCCACAGUGGCCGGAGGAGGACAGCUUUCUGUGCCUCCGGGAUUCCGGUUUCAUCCAACGGAGGAGGAGCUUCUUUACUAUUACCUCAAGAAGAAGGUUUCUUAUGAACCAAUUGAUUUAGAUGUAAUUAGAGAAGUUGAUCUCAACAAGCUGGAACCUUGGGAACUUAAAGAGAAAUGCAGAAUCGGGUCGGGUCCUCAAAACGAGUGGUAUUUUUUUAGCCACAAGGACAAGAAAUAUCCGACUGGGACUAGAACGAACCGGGCGACUGCAGCCGGGUUCUGGAAAGCUACUGGUAGAGACAAAUCCAUACAUCUAAACAGCUCCAAGAAGAUUGGACUUCGUAAGACUCUUGUCUUCUACACUGGUCGUGCUCCUCAUGGCCAAAAAACGGAAUGGAUCAUGCACGAAUAUCGCUUGGAUGAUAACGAAAACGAAAUUCAGGAAGAUGGGUGGGUUGUAUGCAGAGUGUUCAAGAAGAAGAAUCAUUUCAGAGGAUUUCAUCAAGAACAAGAGCAAGAUCAUCAUCAUCAUCAUCACCAAUACAUAAGCACCAACAAUGAUCAUGAUCACCAUCAUCACAUUGACUCCAAUUCAAACAAUCAAACUUCUUUGAUCCCACAUCCUCUAGAUCAUCAUCACCACCAUCAUCACAUUGGACGACAAAUCCACAUGCCAUUACAUGAGUUUGCAAACACUCUGAACCAUGGCUCAAUGCAUCUACCUCAGCUCUUUAGCCCUGACUCAGCUGCAGCAGCGGCUGCGGCAGCAGCAUCAGCCCAACCGUUUGUGUCAUCAAUCAACACAACAGACAUUGAAUGCUCACAGAAUCUACUGAGGCUGACUUCUAACAACAACUAUGGUGGAGACUGGUCGUUUCUGGACAAGCUUCUCACUACAACCAACAUGAAUCAGCAACAAGUGCAGAACCAUCAAGCAAAAUGUUUUGGUGACUUGAGUAACAACGAUAAUAACGACCAGGCUGUUACUCAUGAUCAUUUGGGUAACAACAAUGGUGGUUCUUCGUCAUCUCCGGUUAAUCAAAGGUUUCCGUUUCACUACUUGGGAAACGAUGCUAACCUUCUCAAGUUCCCAAAGUAGAUCAAUCGGAUUUGAUUGAUCUCAUGUUUUUCGAUUUAAUUCUCUUUUUUUAGCUGUGGAACUUGACACAGCAACCAACUGACAGUUCGAGGAAUCUGUCUGUCUUUUCUAUUUAUAAUUCUGUCUUUCAUUUAUGAUC